Molecule: messenger RNA, 468 nt
Organism: Penicilliopsis zonata CBS 506.65
Lineage: Eukaryota; Fungi; Ascomycota; Eurotiomycetes; Eurotiales; Aspergillaceae
Exons: 3
Coding region: 1-468 (155 amino acids)
Source: RefSeq, a predicted model, not a curated record
AUGUCCACAAUGGCACAGAACCAAGGCCUGCAGGGGAAAAUCCGCCGGCUGAUUCAGAGCCAGCACGAUCAUGAGAAGCAGUGGUGGGCAGGCCGGGAGGCACUCUUGAAGAAACAGGGAGCGCGAGCCGAGAAGAAGCAGCAGCUGGAUGAGGUGUUACGUUCUGUUGGCGCUCCAAUCGAUAACAAAGUCAUCACUACACCAGAGGAAGACCGCGCUGAGGUGGCCAGGUACGAUGCAAAAGUGUACAAGGCAUCUGUGCAGAUGGCGGAGGCGUUGCAUACGGAGCUCCGGGCUCUCCAGAUGCCAUUUUUCGCCAUUAAUCGUCAUCUGGUCGUCUCAGAAGCUUCCAAGGAUGACGGGAAUAAGCUCCUAAACGCAGACACCCAAGGCACGGUAACUCAGGACGAGCUCUCGGCUCUACAGCGUCGAAUCCUCGAGUUACUUCAGGAUAUAUGCAAAGAAUGA